AUGGCAGCAAAAAAAGUCGACCCAAAGGCACAGCAAAAGAAAGGAGGCAAAGACAAGCCAGCAAAGAAAGUGGACACAAAGAAGUGGACAAAGACAGCAAGCAAAGACAAGCAGAUAAAGGCUUCAGUGAUCACUGAGGACAUCUUCAACAAGAUAAAGAAGGAAGUACUGGGAAUGUCGCUAAUCACCCCAGCCACAAUAUCCGCUAGACACAACUUAGAAACAGCAGUAGCCAAAAACAUUCUCGAAGAGAUCGUAAAGACCGGUGAAAUAGAAGUUAUUGCCAAGUCGUCAUUCGGCAGAGUCUAUGGAAAGAAGGAGACCAAGGAAGUCAAGGAAAUUAAAGAAGAAACUGUCGCAGCAUAA
This is a messenger RNA of Nematocida minor, 366 nucleotides long. Its product is annotated as small subunit ribosomal protein S25e. The coding region runs from base 1 to 366 and encodes 121 amino acids. Lineage: Eukaryota; Fungi; Microsporidia. The transcript has a single exon. The record is from RefSeq and is a predicted model, not a curated record.